AUGACAUAUUUAUUCGAUAUCCCUGCCUAUUUCAUUCUUUUACGAGAAACUCUUGAGGUCACGAUAAUUCUUGCCGUACUGCUUGGGUUCAUUGAUAUACUUGUCCCAGAAAAGGAUGCAGCAAUAAAAAAAACUUUUAAACGUCAAAUUUGGAUCGGUGCAGCUGCUGGCUUGGCUCUUUCUAUUGUAAUUGGUAGUGUUUUUAUAGCUGUUUUUUAUACUGUUGCAAAAAAUUUAUGGGAAGAAAACGAACCAGCAUGGGGUAUGACCAGAGUUCAGCAAUGGAGAAAAAAAUGGGAAAGAAAACUUGAAAAAGCAACUGAAAGUUACUUGGAAAAGCAUAAAACUGGCAAUAAAUGGGCUUUGAUUUUGUUACCAUUCACUGUUGUAUGUCGUGAAGCUGUUGAAACCUUUGUAUUCAUAGGAGGUAUUGGAUUCAAUAAACCUGCAUCAGGACUACCAAUUCCAGUAAUUCUUGGACUUUUGUCAGGGUUUGUUAUUGGGUGGAUCAUUUACAAAGGAGCUCACAAAGUAUCAAUAAAUAUAUUUUUUACAGCUACUACAGUAUUUCUUCUUUUUGUGGCAGCUGGAAUGUUUUCAACUUCAGUCCAUAAAUUUCAACAAGCAACUGGAUCACAUGAAACAGUGUUAUGGCAUACAACAUGUUGUGAUACAAAUAAUGCAUUCUGGUCAAUUAUGCAAGCAAUAUUUGGAUGGCGUGAAAAAGCAACACUUGGUACAACAAUUGCAUGGACAUUUCAAAAUUUAACAGGAUCAGAGCCUGUUAAUAUUAUUUCAGGAAAAUGGGUGAAAAUUGAUAAACUGAAAGAAUCAUCAACCAAAAUUAUUCAACUUCAUGAAAAAAUUGCAUUAAAUCGGAUUUCUGAUAAUCUUUAUACACUUGCUACAUUUAAGUCAGAAUUUGCAGCUAAAGUAAUUCCUGGUUCGAUGCUUACAGAUACUGACAUAAAAGUGCUAAUCACUUAUUUAGAAUAUGAUCUUAAAGUCAUCGUAACAAAAAGUUUGAGUAAUGGGUCUCCUCAUAAAUAUGAUAGCAAUCCUGAUGAUUUGGUGAUCAAGUUUUGUUUGAAAAAAUAUAAAUUGAAACUUGAAAUUACGGAAUUGGAUUGUAACAUUAUUACAAUAAAGGAAACAUCACGGAAACUACAUGAACAAAUUCAAGAUAUAGAAACUCGAAUCAAAGAGUUAAAGACAGCUGCUAGUAAAUAUAUUUCUCUUAAGCAGAAAACACUAGCAAUGAAAUAUUUGCGAAAAAAACUAAAACUUGAUAAAAUUUUAGUUAAAAGAAUAAACUCUUUGGAAGCAGUCGAAACAAUCCUAUUAAAAAUUCAAGAAGCUGUAUCUGAUGCAGAGAUAAUUGAAGGUUAUAAAGCUGGGGCUGAUGCAUUGCAAAAUACUUUGGUUAUAAGUGGUCUAACAAUUGAUAAAGUAGAUGAAACAAUGGAUCAUCUACAAGAAGUUCUUGCAGAUCAAAAGGAAAUUGAAGAUGCUAUGAAAUCAGGACAGGAUUCAAUACUUGUUGCAGCAUUAAAUAAUGAUGUUGACGAUGAAUUAGAAAAAGAAUUAGAGAAUUUAUUAGCUGCAGAAGAAGAAAGAAAGGUGGUGAAAGAAGAAGUGAAGCAACCAAUAAAAGAAAAAAAUCAAGAGUUAGAAAAAUUAGAAACAAAAUUACAUGACUUGAAGCAUUUUUGUUAG
Messenger RNA from Entrophospora sp. SA101, 1716 nucleotides. Lineage: Eukaryota; Fungi; Glomeromycota; Glomeromycetes; Entrophosporales; Entrophosporaceae. The record is from the annotation of a GenBank genome assembly.